Diabrotica virgifera virgifera (western corn rootworm) is the source of this 1988-nucleotide messenger RNA. RefSeq lists its product as uncharacterized. The record is from RefSeq and is a predicted model, not a curated record. NCBI's taxonomy places the organism in Eukaryota, Metazoa, Arthropoda, Insecta, Coleoptera, Chrysomelidae. Bases 74 to 1660 code for a protein of 528 amino acids. The transcript has 3 exons.
AAACAACUCUUAGAUUAUUAUAAAUAAGGAAAAAAUGAAAAGCGGAAUUGAUAUUCACUAACAUCACACAAAGAUGAAGUGGUUGGUUCUUCUUUCCGUCGUAACGUUAAGUACAGCUUUGCCAACUCUCCGCGGCAGACACCUUUCCAUUGGUGAUGAUGGAACUGUAACUCUUAUUGGAUCUAACGGUUUCGAAAUUGAUAUAUUCAAAAGUGUUACUGACCCCAGCAUCGUUGAUGUCAUCCUAAGAAGCCCACGUGGACCUACCAGGUCUUUUCAAAUUGAUGAGGUCAACAAUAUCAGAGAAGUUAGUGACCGUAAUGUCUUCGGAUAUUCCAGAUAUCAUGACUUCAACCAGGCUGAUAUCCUUGCCCAAAUCUUCCGUCAGUACCAAGGUUCUAUAGCGGAAAACCAAUACUACAGUCUUCUAAACAGAAUCCAAUUGUUGGUCGAAGGAGGAGUUCUUAACGAAGCUAUCUAUGAUGUUUUGAGGGAAUGGAACCAGUACAAUUUGCAAGAUGUUAGCGAUAUUGUCCCAUCGCAACACAGAGAAAACAUUUUACCCAUUAACGAACAAUGGAACCUCGAUAGAGAAACUCUAAUCCAGCCUCUUCAAUCCACUUUGGAAGAAAUUAGAGAAAAACGCCAACUUCAACAAGAAUUAUUAAAAUCUGGAAAGUAUUUUGAUCUAGAGGAUGAAAACCUUGAUCUUCUUUUAGGAGAAAAGUAUAACACUGACAAAAUUUUGAAACUUAUUUACAAAGAACAAAUUGGCCAGUUGCCAAUAAAUCCUUCAAAUGUACUUUUGAUGAGGCCAAAUGGAGAAGACAAACCUUUAGAUGUUAAUUUCGUUGAUAAAUUCGUAAAAAAUGAGGAUUCAAUUAAUUUGAAAAUCCAAGAGUUCAUCGAUAAUAAAGAUAUCGCUUCACCAUACCUGAUUUUCAAACAAAGGCUUCUUAAUAUUGAAGUAGAAAAGUUCAUUCAACAACUAGCAUACCAUCAAAAUCUAAUUAAUCGACAAAUUGAACAAUAUAUCGGUCAAUCCGAAGUGAUUCCUAACGAAUUGGUAUAUCAACAAAGAUUAAUCUUUAAACAAGCCUACCCAUUGCUCCAAAAACUGACAGAAGACGUUUUGUUUAUAAACCGCAAAAUUAUAGAACUUCGUGGAAAAGGAAUAUUGGCAGAAAGAGAAUUUUUCGUACAGCAAAAAAUAAAUUCCCUGUUAAGUCAACAAUUGAUAAAAUUAUUGUUAGUUCAACAAAUUCACUUGAAGCAACAAAUACAAUCAUUAAUACCAAAAGCUGAUGCUGUUUCUAGAGAUUUAGUUCUCUUCCAACAAGCUACCCAGGAACAAUUGCAAGACACAAUUCACUCUUUAAUCAAGCAGCUUCUGUUGGAACAAUCGUCAUUCAAGGAUUUAGUCGAAAAGUGCAUUCAAGAAGGUACCGCAAUACCCCAGGAAUUUAUUUCCCAUUAUUACAUAAUCCACAAAGAAUUACUUCAAUUAAUCGCACAAGGAGAUACCAUUCCUAAAGCAAUUUGGUACCAACAAUAUGUAAUGCACCAACAAAUUGUAUUUUUUCUGAAACAAGCCAAUCUUAUGACCCAACCAAUUUUCCCACUUCAACCUAAGAAUCUGCUGCAACAACUCCCUUACUAAAGAAGUAUUAAAUGGUACUUCUUGUUUUAUGUAAAAAAAUUAUAGUACUUAUCAAGAUAUUUUAGAAGACCUUAAUCUUAAACUUAUUACAAGUUUUUAAGUUUUCGGUCAAGGUAGAAAUUAAUAAAUUUUAAUCUAUUGUAUUUUUAAUAAUUAUUACAUAUCUGCUUUUUAGUAUGUUUACCUCUUGAAAUUUAACGAUACUACUCAAAUACAAAUGGCUUUGUUAUAGGAUUAAGAUAGAUACGGUUUUCUAAAAUAUAUUGAUAGUUACUAUAAAGUCUAGUAUCUAACCUUAUAUUUAUUAAAUAAAGAUUGUGUUUGACAA